Messenger RNA from Peniophora sp. CBMAI 1063, 789 nucleotides. The record is from the annotation of a GenBank genome assembly. NCBI's taxonomy places the organism in Eukaryota, Fungi, Basidiomycota, Agaricomycetes, Russulales, Peniophoraceae.
AUGACCCCUCCAUUGAAGCUCCCAAUCAAUCGCGUAGCAAUCGUGACGGGCGCUGCGCGUGGGAUUGGAAGAGGUAUCGCGCUGCGCCUGGCGCGAGAUGGGCACGACGUCGCUGUCGCGGACGUGAAGGGAAGCGCCGUAUACGAGGUGGAACGCGAGAUCAAGGCCCUCGGAGUGCGGUCUAUUGCACGAUACACGGAUGUAUCAAAGGAGCAGGAAGUAGAAGAUCUCGUGGGGGCCGUCGCGCGCAAGUUGGGUGGUCUCGAUAUAAUGGUAGCAAAUGCCGGUGUUCCUCACUUUGGCUCUGUGCUCGACACAAAGCUCGAAGAUUACCAGCACGUAAUGGCGAACAACGCGCAGGGUGUGUUCCUGUGCUAUAAGCACGCUGGACUCAGAAUGGUAGAGCAGGGUCGAGGAGGGCGCAUCGUCGGCGCGUGCUCAAUGGCGGGGAAGAUGGGAAAUAGAGCGUGGUUCUCUUACACCGCGAGCAAGUUCGCCGUUCGGGGAAUGACCCAAGCCGCAGCUCUUGAACUCGCGCGUCACGGUAUCACCGUCAACGCUUUCGCGGCAGGCGCGAUCGAGUCGCAGAUGCUUCGUGAUGCUGCCGCACACCCAUACAACAGGGAUGUUAUCAAAAACGAAAACAAACAUCUCCUCACGAACAUCCCUGUCGGUCGCAUAGGUCAACCGGAGGAUAUUGCAAGUUAUGUCUCCUGGCUUACAUCUGAUGAUUCUGGCUUCGUCACCGGACAAACUGUCAAUAUCAAUGGCGGCAUGUUAUUCGACUAG